This is a messenger RNA of Caenorhabditis briggsae, 1065 nucleotides long. RefSeq names its product Protein CBR-HSD-1 (gene Cbr-hsd-1). The record is from RefSeq and is a predicted model, not a curated record. The transcript has 7 exons. NCBI's taxonomy places the organism in Eukaryota, Metazoa, Nematoda, Chromadorea, Rhabditida, Rhabditidae. Gene Ontology annotation, molecular function: 3-beta-hydroxy-Delta5-steroid dehydrogenase (NAD+) activity. Bases 1 to 1065 code for a protein of 354 amino acids. Gene Ontology annotation, biological process: steroid biosynthetic process.
AUGUCUGAAACGAAAUUUCUCAAAAAAUCGAUGGGCUCCUUCGCCGACAACUUUAUCAUUCGCGCUCUACUGGACGACGUGGAUACAGUAUUCCAUUUAGCAGCAGUUGGAAUGACGGGACAACAUGCGCGAGACCGCUCAACAUGCAUGGAGGUCAAUUCGACGGGAACUAUGCAUUUGAUCAAUACUUGUAAAUCGAAAAAUGUGAAACGAUUCAUAUAUACAUCUUCUGUCGGCGUGAUUUUCACAGGAAAACCGCUGAUUGAUGCAAAAGAGUCGGAUAUACCGUACCCGCAAGAUUGGUACAACUACUACUGCGAAUCAAAGUGCCACGGCGAGCGGAUCGUUCGAGAAGCAUCGAAUGGAACAUUCAAAACUACAGUACUCCGAUUUAAUGGGAUUUAUGGUGUUGGCGAGAAACGAGUCACCGAGAGGGCAUUGGAUUUCAUAAAAUCUGGCUGGUGGAUCGCAAUGGCUAAAAGUGGAGGUGUUGAGGCGAUGACCCAAUUAUCAUCGGUCGAUAAUUGUGUCCAAGGCCUAAUUAAAGCGGAAUUGGCCCUUCGACACAGUGAUUCCGAACAUGGACAGGCCUAUCACAUAAUGGAUCGUGAGCAAUGCGGCACAUUCUCAUUCUGGGCUCCAUUGAAUCGUGCUCUUGGAUAUCCCGAUAAUAUGAUAGUGAUUCCUGGAUUCCUUUUCAGAAAAGCCGCAUUUUGGGCGGAAAUUAUCGCCGAUUAUUUCAAAUUUGACCCAUUUAUUAGUGUAUUGGAAGCGGAUUUAUUGCUCAUUAGCACUACUUUUAGCAUUGCCAGAGCACAAAGAGAAUUGGAUUACGAUCCCUAUCCAAGUGCGAUGCCGGAGAUUAUCGAUUUCUACACCGGCUCGCGAACCGAUUCAAAAGAAAAAUCGCAUCGAAAAUGGAAUUUCUGGAAAAAAAUCUGCUUGAGCAUCGCCAUUGUUUUAAUUGUCCUCCCCAUUUUGUACUUUUUGAUCUACCCAUUUUUACUAAUUUUUUUGUACUUGAAUAUUUGGAUUUUGAGCGUUUUUCUUGGUGUGAAUUUGUGA